Rubroshorea leprosula is the source of this 801-nucleotide messenger RNA. The record is from the annotation of a GenBank genome assembly. Lineage: Eukaryota; Viridiplantae; Streptophyta; Magnoliopsida; Malvales; Dipterocarpaceae.
GCGCCACUUCUCUUUCUGCUCGUUGACUUCCGCCGGCGAUGAGUCGCUCUCCAAUAUUCUUCUUCCUUCUCGCUGCUUCGCUUGCGUGGUUUUCAAUGAAGCAUUCCGUGAAUCGACCUCCGACUCCAGAUGCCGGAGAAGAUCAAGAAAAAGAGCCGACCUUUCGAGAAAUUAUUAACAUCAAGUUAAUUGAGAGUGGGGAAAAAGAGAGGUUAAUGGAGCUUUUGAGGGAAAGGCUUAUAGAAUGUGGGUGGAAGGAUGAAAUGAAAGCUCAUUGCAGGACAUUGAUAAAGAAGAAAGGAAGAAAUAAUGUCACUUUGGAUGAGCUUGUGCAUUUUAUUACGCCCAAGGGCCGAGCCUCCAUUCCUGAUUCCAUAAAGGCUGAGCUGUUGCAAAGAAUUCGUUCUUUUCUGGUCUCUGCUGCUCAGUGACACACCGGCUUGUUUUCAUUUAUAUGAAGUUGUAGAACGUUUAAACAGCUGCUAGGGAGUCAAGUUUAAGGUUUGAAAGGUGUAUAGACAGAUAUAAUUUACUUGUAAUAAUAGCAUAUAAAUUAUAAUCAAACCAAUGUAAUGGAUGUUUGUGGCUGCAAGCUGAGAACAGUUUCAUCAUUUCAUUUCUGUUGCAUAGAGAAUCAGGAGAAUUAGAUUGGUGCUUAGACUCAUAAUUUCAGAGGUGCUGUCUAUUCUGGUCUCUGUUUGGUGUCCCCUUGUUACCUUUUGCUGCAUUGUUUAAUAUGAAACCUUAGGGUUGGUGUACCGUGCCUGUGCAUUAACUAUCAAAUGAAUUUUUUCAAUUCAA